Molecule: messenger RNA, 593 nt
Organism: Lecanosticta acicola
Lineage: Eukaryota; Fungi; Ascomycota; Dothideomycetes; Mycosphaerellales; Mycosphaerellaceae
Source: the annotation of a GenBank genome assembly
AUGAAGUGUAAGUGUCCCAUGGCGUAUAUUGGUAGCAAUGCGACAAGACUGACGAUUCUCUAGUCCUCAAGGUUGGCCGAGUGGUACGUUGAACCAGCGCUGCGAAUAAGUACACAUCGAGCAUAUCCUAACACAGUCCAAAUUGCAGGCCAUCAUUUCGCGCGGUCGUUACGCCGGCAAGAAGGUCGUCAUCGUUCAGCCUCAAGACAACGGUAGCAAGAAGCACCCCUUCCCCCACGCGAUCGUCGCCGGUAUCGAGCGCUACCCGCAACAAAUCACCCGCCGCAUGUCGAAGACCCGCCAGAACAAGAGAAGCAAGGUCAAGCCGUUUAUCAAGGUGGUCAACUACAACCACCUCAUGCCAACUCGCUACACUCUGGAGUUGGAGGGAUUGAAGGGCGUCGUCACCAACGAGACUUUCACCGAAGUUACCCAGCGUGAGGAGGCGAAGAAGACUGUCAAGAAGGCGCUCGAGGAGCGCUACGUGAGUGGAAAGAACCGCUGGUUCUUCACGCCUUUACGUACGUAUACCAUUGGAUGCAAGAGCGGUGAUACAGUUGGGACGAAGUGCUAACAGUGGGACAGGAUUCUGA